This is a messenger RNA of Setaria italica (foxtail millet), 1455 nucleotides long. RefSeq lists its product as uncharacterized. NCBI's taxonomy places the organism in Eukaryota, Viridiplantae, Streptophyta, Magnoliopsida, Poales, Poaceae. Gene Ontology annotation, biological process: proton transmembrane transport; potassium ion transport. The record is from RefSeq and is a predicted model, not a curated record. Gene Ontology annotation, cellular component: mitochondrial inner membrane. The transcript has 8 exons. The coding region runs from base 164 to 979 and encodes 271 amino acids.
GCCAAACGAACCCCGUCUCUCCUCGGCUCACUGACUCCCCGACCCCACCACCUCCUCCUCCCUCCUCCGGGCUCCGAGUCAGUGCGCUCCGCCUCCGCCUCGCCAGUCGCCACCACGCCGCCGCCUCCCACGCCCCACACGCCGACUCCCACAGCGCCGCGCGAUGCAGGCCCGCGUCGUCGUCUUCCCCGUCAAGGGCCGGGCCUGGUGCUUCGCCCGCCCGGCGGCGGCGGCGGCCUCGGCAGGCGCCGGCGAUGGCGCCCUCCCGCCGCCGACGCUGAGGGACCUCUGGCGCGGCAUCACCUCCAGGGGACGCACCGCGCCGGAGAAGGCCGAGUCCGUCGUCGACUUCGUCGCGGACAAGAUGAACCGGGCGUGGAUCGGGUUCGGGAGCGCGCCGGAGGGGUCGAUGAAGAGCCGGAUCCACAGCUUCGGGCUGAAGCUGCUCUCGCGGGUGCGGCCGUCGGAGGUGCUCUUGAAGUCCGUGACCAAGGAUGUAAGCGCGGUCGAGAUCGUGCAUCCGGCGAGCAUAAAUUCUCGUCUUGUGCGUCGGCGGUUGCGGCAUAUUGCUAUUAGGGGUGCUUCAGUUCACAAGAAAUUUCUUUAUGGCUCAGUCUGUUUGCUUCCGGUUACUAGUUUUUUCAUGGUACUGCCUUUACCAAAUAUACCAUUCUUUUGGGUGUUGUUUCGUGCUUAUUCGCAUUGGAGAGCUCUACAGGGAAGUGAGAGGCUCCAGUUGCUACUUUCUGACUGCUCAGAUCAAUGGAAAGUUCAUGAGAAGGAGAUUGGUUCAGCAAAGGAUGGUAACCCUAGUGAAAAUGCACGGUACCCUUGGAAGUUCCGGCCAUCCAAAAGGCUUGAUGGAUUCCUUGAGAGGAGAAACUUGGAUGAAGGUUUGGACUGUGAUACCAUUUCAAGGAUCUGCAAGGAGUAUGAUUUGGACAAGAUUGAUGUUCUCAAGUACAGGGAUCUGCGUUAACCACAUUCAGAUCUCUGCUCUGAAGUUCUUUCCAUUGCCCACUGAUCGUACUGUAAAAUUCUUCUAGCGCGGCCAAGCUUAAGGAUACAGGAGUUGCACUAGACCACUAGCAAUUGGUGAUCCAGUGCGGACAUUUUUUUAAACAGCUUCAAUUUUUCUCGUUAUGCUUCGCAUCAGUCCACUACUAGGAACAAAGAGGACACACCAAAGUGUAGGAACCCAGGGUGGUUUGUUAUGUUGAACCCAUCGUGUAAAUAGCAGUUGACAUUUUGCUAGCUGCCUAGCUCUUCCACUUGAACACCUGCCUACGAACUGUGAACAAAAGGAAGCUGAGAGAGUAGGGUUGAGCUCGACCAUUCUUACGUGGCUUGCAUUUUGUUUAUGGUUUAGAAUCUUUGGGUGUAUCUGAAUCUUAAAUUGGGAUCCAAUGCUGAAUCUUCUCAUUUCGAAGUACUUACAAAGUUUCAUCUUUCUGA